Messenger RNA from Cloeon dipterum, 2295 nucleotides. RefSeq names its product ATP-dependent DNA helicase Q1-like. Gene Ontology annotation, biological process: double-strand break repair via homologous recombination. Gene Ontology annotation, molecular function: 3'-5' DNA helicase activity; ATP binding; nucleic acid binding. NCBI's taxonomy places the organism in Eukaryota, Metazoa, Arthropoda, Insecta, Ephemeroptera, Baetidae. The transcript is spliced from 6 exons. The coding region runs from base 340 to 2295 and encodes 651 amino acids. Gene Ontology annotation, cellular component: chromosome; cytoplasm. The record is from RefSeq and is a predicted model, not a curated record.
CUUCAGGCUAGUUAGCCUGGGGGGGAUAAGGGGAAGAAGGGAGUUGAGCUGAAAAACAAUCAAAAUUUGGAGCAUUUGCGCGCGCUGUUGCCGAGUAGUAACAAAUGACAGCUCACUGCGCAAGCUGAAUAUGGAAGUGAAUUAAAAGGCGACUGUCGCCCACUUGCUAAGGAGGCCGGCAUUAUUUUGCCAAAUUCGGCCAUAAAUCGAGUUCACAGAACAUUGGUGUGCCUCACGGUUUACUUAAUAACGCGCUGGUGAAGAGACAUUUACACCUGUCAGCAUGUUUGAUACAAUCUCCAGUGCAAAAGGUUUUUUCAUUCCCUUCGACAAAAGAACAUGUCGAGCGAUAGCGACUCUGAUGUCUUAGAAGUCGAGCAGCAGCCAACGAGAAGUUCUGCUCCAACAGCCAGUACUGCUAAGCCAAACGGUCAUGACGUCGUUGACGUGGACAGCGACUCAAACGACAGGUCAGCGAGUCAGAGUGAGCAGGACCUAGUGCGUGAAUUAGCUCAGGUGGAGGACGAGCUGAAGACAGUGACCAAACAGAUUCUGCGCCUCAAACAGAAGCAGUCGAGUCUUGCAAGCAGACAGGAGCAGAUCAGCCAAGAGCUUCUGCUGAACCAGUCCAAAUCACUUGCGCAGAAGGAUUGGACGGGAACUUAUUUCGAAUGGUCUGGCCGUGUGCGGGAAGUGCUGCAGGAUGUCUUCAAGAUUUCCGAAUUCAGACACCUGCAACUGUCAGCGAUAAACGCCACUUUGUCAAAACAGGACUUGAUUCUUGUUAUGCCCACUGGGGGAGGCAAGAGCUUAUGCUAUCAACUGCCUGCCCUUGUGUCCCAAGGGAUUACUCUGGUCAUCAGUCCUCUCAUCUCGUUGAUGGAAGACCAGGUUAUGCAAUUGCGCAAACUUGGUGUCGGUGCUGAAAUGCUAACAGGUUCUACCAAAAGAGAGGAAAAUACGAGAAUCAAGAAUCUUAUUUCCAAAGAACCCGCCAGUGAAAAACCAAAGCUGCUUUUUGUGGCGCCAGAGAAACUCGCUAAGAAUAAGAGUUUUAUGUCAUUUCUGCAAAACCUGCACAGAGCUAACGGAAUCGCAAGAAUCGCCAUCGACGAAGUCCACUGCUGCUCCGACUGGGGCCACGACUUCAGACCAGACUACACUUUUCUAGGCGUGCUGAGAGACUUAUUCAGUGACGUGCCCAUUAUUGGUCUCACGGCAACUGCCAGCAACAAAGUCAUUGCUGACGUGCAAAAAAUUUUGAACUUGCAAGGGUGUUUGGUUCUCAAAGCCCCUUUUAACCGACCCAACCUCUACUACGAAGUGCGACCCAAGACAGCUGUGCAGAAGGACUGGCUUGACGAGGUUGCCAAUUUAUUGAGUGCCGAAUUCAAAGGUCAGUCUGGUAUUAUCUACGCCCUGUCCAUCAAGGACACUGAGGAAUUGGCCACCGGUCUCAGAGAGCGCAACAUCAAAGCAGGAUGGUACCACGCGAGCAUGAGUCCAGAGCUGCGCUCAAAAGCUCACACUAAGUGGCUCGAAGGCAAACUGCAAGUGAUCGUCGCUACCACAGCGUUCGGGCUAGGCAUCGACAAGCCAGACGUGCGAUUUGUAAUCCACCACAGCAUCUCAAAAUCAAUUGAAAACUACUAUCAAGAGAGCGGACGCGCUGGACGAGACGGCCGUAAGGCCAAGUGCAUCUUGUACUACCGCUUCGCAGACUACUUCCGCCUGAGCACCUUGGUGUUCGCCCAGCAGACAGGGCUGCAGAAGCUGUCGCACAUGCUGGCUUACUGCACUGAGCCAAUCAAGUGCCGACGAGAGUUAGUUGCCGAACACUUCAGCGACACCUGGGGACAGGGAGACGAUUGCAAGUCUAUGUGCGACCACUGCCGCCGGCCCAGGUCGUCAGAGCAGGUGGACGUGACCAAGCACUGCAUCAGUGUCUACCGUUUGAUCAGAAACGCUCUUGAAAAUGAGACAAAACUUACUGCUAACAUGCUUUUUGAUUUGUGGUAUGGAAAAGGAAAACCUGCACUCCGAUUGAAAGACAUUCCUGCACCAACACACUCCAGAGAAUACAUGGAAAAUAUUGUUGCCCAUUUUAUUUCUGAAGGGUUCGUCAAAGAGGACUUUAACUUCACUGCUUACUCUACAACUAGCUAUCUCAAGAUCAACAGUGCUGGCCAGCAAAAACUGGAUGCUGGGUACCAGAUCAAGACUAUAGUUGCCGUCAAAGCCAAGCGACCUUCUUCUCCUGCUUGUGAAAUGAACGGAAAGAAAAUGAAGGCUUAA